AUGGCGUCUUCUUCACGGGUCCCACCCCAACGCAACCUGAUAACGGAACGCACCAAGGUGGAGAGCGAUGUGUUGGAGAAAUUGGCUGGCCUGAAUCUCCAGCCCGGCGACACAACGCUUCCGGAGAAGUUGCCUCCAGGCACGUACGGGAAAAGGUUCACGGUGAAGAGCAAUAUUUAUCAAGUUAAGAUCGAACCAAGUGUAAUAUACAGAUACGAUGUGAACGUGGUUGGGAAAAGCAGAAGCGGAAAGGAGAUUGAGUUCACAAAGAGGAGCCAAGAGAGGUAAAUUUUCAGUUGGAGCGAUUUUUUGGAGGAAACACGAGGGAUUUUGGAUGAUUUUGAGGGUUUAUGGAGAGAAAACGUAAAAAUUAGGGAGGAAAAACGUAAAUUUUUGAAAAAGGGUUAGAAAACGUAAAUUUCCGUUGAUUUUUAAAAAUGAUUGUCUAGGUAGUGUCUAUAUAAGAGCCUCUGACAUAUUCUUCGAAAGGAAAAACGAGAUUUUUUGGAUGAUUUUGAGGGUUUAUGGGCAAAAACGUAAAAAUUAGGGAGGAAAAACGUAAAUUUGUGAUAAAAAAUUGCACAGUGUAAACUUUGACCAAUUUUUGAUGGUUAAAGUGUGUUGAAUUGGCUUAACAGCGGCUAAAGACAAUAUUUUCGAUGAAAAAUUAGAUUUUUUUGGAUGAUUUUGAGAGUUUAUGGAGGGAAAACGUAAAAAUUAGGUAAGAAAAACGUAAAUUCAAAAAAGGGUUAGAAAUGGUAAAUUCCAAAUGAUUGUUGGUAAUUACAGUUUGUUAACUUGGCCUAUGAAGGUGUCAGAGCAAUCUUAUGCAAGAAAAACGAGAUUCUUUGGGUGAUUUUAAGGGUUUAUGGACAAAAAACGUAAAAAUUAUGGAGGAAAACGUAAAUUUUUACCCUUCUCUGUUUCAGUGUUGUAAUCGCCGACCGUCGCCAAGAAUGCCGCGCCUGUUUCCGUCUGGCCUACCGCAAAUAUCAGGAAUUUUUCGGCUCCUCCAGAGAGACCCUCUACUACGAUUUGCAGAGCAUUUUGUUCUCCAAGAACGAACUCCCAAUCCCGGAUUCGCAGAUUGAUCUGGAGCUGGAUUCGGUGGAGGAUGCGGAUCCCACCUUCCCAAAGGGCAUUUCUCGAGUCUUGUUGAGCAUCAAGAAGGCCAAAAGUCAUGAGAUUGAUAUGAAAAAUUUGGACUCCAUUCACGAUCCGGAGACUGGAAAAAGAGACCGAAGUUUGUUGAAUAUCAUCGAAUUAAUCGCCAAUCAACUGCCAAUGUUUAAUGAGUGAGUUGACUUUUGAUUUUUUGGCGACAUUUUAUACGAUGAAAAAAAAAUUUUUUAAUUCAAAAAUUUUUUUGUUUUUGAUAAAAAAAGUUUUGAAGAUAAUCUCAAAAAAUACGUUUUUUAUCCCUAACAUAAAUUAACAAAUCUAAAAAAUUAACGUUUUUCCUCCCUAAAAUUUACGUUUCCUUCCAUAAACCCUCAAAACUCUCCAAAAAAUCGCGUUCUUCUUUCAGAAACGAGUUCCUAACUCUUCACGGCUCCACUUCCUACAUUAUAAACGGUGCCGAUCAUCAAUUGCCCGAGAUCCCACUCGAUGAAGGAGGAACCAAAUAUUUGGCUGCUGGCGUCAAGAAAAGCGCCGUUUACAUCGAGGGCUAUGACACUGGAAAGAUGGCGAGAGAGUGCAAAAGUGUCGGCCUUAUGGUCGAAAGUAAGUUAUUUUGGGGCUGAAAUAAAAUAUUUACGUUUUUUGUCCCUAAUUUUAACGUUUUUCUCCAUAAACCGUGAAAAUCAUCCAAAAAAUACCGUUUUUCUUUCAAAAUUUUUUCACAGUUCCUCUCAGGUUCAUUUCUGUCCUUAAUGAUUGUAAACGUCAAUGGAAAUUUACAUUUUUAACACUAUUUUCAAAAAUUUACGCUUUUCCUCCAUAAUUUUUACGUUUUUUGUCCAUAAACCCUCAAAAUCAACCAAAAAAUCUCGUUUUUCUUCCAGUAAGUUUUUCACAGUUCUUUUUAGACUUACUUCCGUACGGAAUAGUUUUUAAAAAUCAAUGAAAAUUUACAUUUUCGAACACUUUUUUCAAAAAUUUACGUUUUUCCUCCCUAAAAUUUACGUUUUCUUUCCAUAACCCUCAAAAUACUUCAAAAAUCACCGUUUUUCUUUCAAAAUUUUAUCACAGUCCCUUAUAGGCUUACUUCUGUGCACAAUAAUUAUAAUUAAUCAACGGAAGUUUACAUUUUCCCACCUUUUUCAAAAAUUUACGUUCUUCUUCCCUAAAAUUUACGUUUCCUCUCCAUAAACCCUCAAAAUGCUUCAAAAAUCACCGUUUUUCUUCGGAUAAAACAAACAUUUUUCAGCCCGACGCUCUCCCUUCCACACCUGCAAAGCGCUGGUCGAUUACAUCCGCGAUCAUCCCGGCUUUCGGCGCUAUUACGAGAACUUUAUCCAUGGCCAAAGCUCGGAGAACGAUCUGCGCUCCAUGACCAAAUUCUUGCGCCCCAUCACGUUCGGGACCAGCUACAACAAGCGCAAAAUGAAGAUCUCGUUGUUCUCGCAGCAGACCGCGCGCACGCAGAGCGCCGAAAACAUGAGUAUCUACGAAUAUUUUAUGCAGAAAUACGACAUGAAAUUGGAAUAUCCGGACGCACAUUUGGUCGGGGUAAAGCACGGAGGCGCGUUGAUCUAUUUCCCACCGGAGGUGCUGAUUGUGGCGGAUAAUCAGCUGGUUUCGGUUCAACAAAUGGACAUGAGGACCAAAGCAAGAAUGGUGGAGGUAAGGAGAGGAAAUUAGCUUGGUCCCCCCUUAGUAACCGAAAAAAUGUUGUGAUUCAGAUUUUGAUGAAACGUGGUACAAAUUAAGAGCAGGGAUCUUUAUGACAUAUGUGAGAUUUUUAGCCCGCAGUUUGCAAAAACUUUCGAGAUAUUUUAGAUUUUUGGGCGGAUGAGAAGAAAUCUGACCUUGGUCCCCCCUUACUGAUCGAAAAAAUUUUGUCCCUCAGCUUUUGAUGACACUCGGUGAAGAUUAACAGAUGAAUCCUGUAAGACAUAUACCAGAUUUUUAGCCCGCGGUUUGCAGAAAUUAUCGAGAUUUUUGGACCAAUAAGGACAAAAAUUACCUUGGUCCCCCCUCACAAAGCAAAAAAAUUUUUUUAUGAAUGCCUCGUAUUGCUAGAUUUUGAUAAAACUUGACAGGAUAAUCAAUAGAAUUCCAUAAGACAUACGCAUGAUUUUAGCUCGCGGUUUACAAAAAAACUUUUUUUGGCCGUGACUAAAAAUCGAAGGUAAGGGGGGACCAAGGCAAAAAAUUUUUUUCAAAAUUUUCAAAAUUUUUUUCCAGAUGACCGCUGUUCGUCCGGACGUUUUUCAACGCGAAUCACAGGCGGGAGCCGCCGCCAUUCGCCUACACGAUAGUCCUUUCACCACCGAAGCCGGAAUCAAAUUUUCUCGGGGAGUUUUGCAAAUCCCGGCGCGAAAACUUCCAUUCCCAUCAAUGGAAUACAAAGAUCUGAAGACGAAUCGACCCAAGCUGAGUUCGCCGUUCGGUCAAGAGGCCGCCUGGAUGCAGAUGCCGUUCCUUCGUGGCGCGCGGAUCCCGAAAUACAGCGCUUAUUUGAUCGGGACCGAGAGCGACAGCAAUAUGCCCGUCUCGAAGGAGGACCUCGCCAGGUUCUUCGAGUAUGUCGAGGAGUGGGCCAAAAGGUUUGGGAUGUGUAUUGGAGCCAUUGAUGAGUUCGAUUGGAUCUUUGAGAGCGAUGUAGACAGGAAGGUUGGAGAGAAUGCCCAGAGGAACACCAAAUUGGUCUAUUUUAUUAGCCCCGAGCACAUCAAACACUCCCAUGGUAGGUUAUUGUAUAAAAAAGUUUUAACAGGGAAAGUAUUAUACUUUUAUGGGGGCUCCUACUUUUCAACGGCACAUAUCUCAAAAAAUCCGGAAAAUUGUGCUGAUCAAGAAUAUAUAAAAAUUAGCUGCCCAAUUUUGGGUUUAGGGGCCUAAAAUGCCCAAAAACUGGUUUAAUUUCCCUACAAAAGGCGCAGGCAUUCGAAACGAUAAAAAGCGCAGUCGGUCCCUCCCUUCGCAAGAGAGCGGUGUGGCCGAGUGGCUAGUGCCGUGGUCUGGAAAUCGAGAGGGCACGGGUUCGAUUCCCUGUUUGGUCCGAAUUGGCUGUUUUUGAAGUUGAAAAAUAAGUUUUUGUGCCAAUACUGAUUGAUUAUGCCAAGAAACAUCAUUUUAAGCUAAAAUAAAAUUUGUAAACCUGUGAAAAAUUAAGCGAAAAGGGGCUUUAAAUGUUAUUUUAUAUAGUAAAAAUGGAUAUUCUGGUGACUAAGCUCUCAAUUUUUCAAUUUUUUUAGUGACAAUGAAGCACGCGGAGCACAAGUACGACUGCGUUGUGACGCAAGACAUCCGAGUUCCCACUGUGAAGAAGGUUUUGGACAAGGCAGUGGCCACGCUGGAGAAUCUCAUCGCCAAAACCAAUAUGAAGUUGGGCGGGAGCAACUACUCGGUGAAACUCGGAGUGCCGGAGGCACAAAAGCAGUUGGAGGAGAAUCUGUUUAUUGGGAUUUCGAUUUCUCAGCCGGGAGCCAAGACUCAGGUGGAUCAGAUGUCCAGAAAUAACAGAGAUGUCGCGCCUGGAGUGCUUGGGUUUGCUGCCAAUUUAUGUGAGGACCCCGACAAUUUUGCUGGCGAUUUUGUCUAUAUUGAUGCUUAUAGGUAAGAGAUUUUUGUGUAAAAUGGGUUUGUUGGACGUCUAAGGGCUGAGGCGAGAUUUUAUGGAGGUUUUGGGGUAAGGUAGGGUAAGGGGAGACCAAAAAAAUUUUUUUUAUUUUCAAGCGAACCAUCUAAAAGGUUGUUAAAAAUGCUUUUUUUGAACGUCUAAGGGCUCGAGGGAGGGCUGAAGAAGUCCUUGAGUCAAGGUGUGGUAAGGGGAGACCAAAAAAUUUUUUUUUUAUUUUCAAACGAACCAUCUAAAAGGUUGUAAAAAAUAAAUUUAUUGGACGUUUAAGGGCCUCAUAUUUGAUUAUUUACAGGUCUUGGGAUAGGGUGUGGUAAGGGGAGGCCAAAAAAAAUUUUAAAUUUUAGAGCGUCUUUUUUAUAACGUUAAAAAACGUUAUAAAAAAUGCGUUUGUAGGACGCCUAAGGGCUUUAGGGAAGGUUAUAUGGAGGUCUUGGGCCAAGGCGUGGUAAGGGGAGACCAAAAAAUUUUUUUUAAAUUUUUGAAUUGACGGUCAAAAAGGCUGUAAAAAAUGAAGUUAUUGGUCGCCUAAGGGCUUGAUGGACGACGAUAUAGAGAUCUUAGGAUAGGGUAUGGUAAGGGGAGACCACAAAAAUUUUUUUUCGAAACGGACCGUCAAAAAAGUUGUAAGAAUGGGUUUUUUUGAACGCCUAAGGGCUUAAUAGAUGACUUGAUGGACGUUUUCGGCUACGGCGUGGUAAGAGCAGACGAAAAAUUUUUUUUUAAUUCCUAAACUGACUUUCGAAAAGGUUCUAAAAAUGAAUUUAUUGGCCGCCUAAGGGCUUGAGGGGAGAUUAUAUAGAGAUCUUAGGAUAGGGUGUGGUAAGGGGAGACCACAAAAAAAGAUUUUUUUUAUUUUCAAACGGACCAUCAAAAAAGGUGUAAAAAAUUAAUUUAUUGGACGCCUAAGGGCCUGGAGGAAGAUUUUAUAGAGAUUUUGGGAUGGGGUGUGGUAAGGGGAGAGCAAAAGAAAUUCUCAAAAAUUUAUUAAAUUUGUUUCCAGAAAUGACGACUUUGUUCGACUUCGCGACGUCACCUCCCGUUGUGUCUCUCGUUUUAUCGAAAACCGACGACAUCCCCCGAAAACGGUUGUAUUUUAUUACUCCGGUGCGUCGGACGGCCAAUACGACAAUAUUUUGCGAUUGGGAUCGCCUUUUAUCAAAUACGGAAUCAAACAGGCCUGUGAUGUCGAUGUGCCAUUGUGUUUGAUCUGCGUUUCCAAGGACAACAAUUUCUCGAUCUUCCCGAAUGAAGUGAGUUUAUUAUUAUUUAUUUAUGAUGGAUUUCGAAGGGGAGUUUCUCAAAAUUGGACGCUCAGAUUUUGAUGGAAGUUGACAAAAAUUUAGAGAGGGAUUUUUUAAGACGAAUGACAGAUUUUUAGCUGGCAAUUUGCAGAAAAAGUUGUAUUUUUUAUACUUUUUAGAAGAAAAGUACUUUUAUGGGGCUCCUACUUUUCAACGGGACAUACCUCAAAAAAUCCGGAAAAUUAUGCUGAUCAAGAAUAUAUAAAAACUAGCUGCCCAAUUUUGGGGUUCAGGGUUGAAAAGGCCCAAAACCUGGCAUAAUUUCCCUACAAAAGGCGCAGGCAUUCGAAACGAUAAAAAGCGCAGUCUGUCUCUUCCUUCGCAAGGGAGCGGUGUGGCCGAGUGGCUAGUGCCGUGGUCUGGAAAUCAGGAAGGCACGGGUUCGAUUUCCUGUUUGGCCCGAAUCGGCUGCUUUUGAAGUUGAAGGUCGGAAAAACAAAUUUUUGUGCCAAGACUGAUUUAUUAUGUCUUAGAAGCUCAAGAAACAUCAUUUUAAGCUAAAAUAAAAUUUGUAAAUCUGUGAAAAAUUUAGCGUAAAGGGUUUAUAUAGGACUUUAAGCCAACUUCCGAUUGAGUUUUCACCCCGAAAAGCCUAAAAUGGGCAGCUAAUAUUUACAUAUCUUUGAUCAGCACAUUUUUUCUGAUUUUUGACAUAUGUCCCGUCAAAAAGCAGGAGCCCCAUAAAAGUACUUUCCUUGUAAGAAGAAAAAUUUGAAAUUUUUUUUUCAAAUUUCAAAAAAUAAUUAUUUUAUAUAGACCUAAGGGCUUGAAGGGCGAUUUGGAAAAAUUUUUGGAUAAAAUUAUGGCAAGGUUAGACCAAAAAAAAAUUUUUUUUGAUGACUUUUAAAAAAACCAUUUUUUAAACGGGACACCAAAAAAGCUUUGAAAAAAUUUGACAACCAAGUGCCUAAAGGCUUGAGGGAUAAUUCUAGAGUAUUUUUUCUCGAAUUAUGGCAAGAGGAGAUCAGAAAAAGCAAAAAAAAAUUUACGACGAAAAUAGGUCCCCUCUUGCCAUACCCCUUCCAAAAUCUUCCCAGCUCAAUUUUAAGAGUAGUAGAGGCUUGGAUAAAUUUAUUUUUUACCUUUUCUUAUCUCUAAUCAAUUUAAUUUCCGAAAAAUCCCCUUAAUUUUCCCAUUUUCAGUUCCCACAACCGAGUAAUCGCGUCACAAACGGCGAUUAUAACGUCCCCGCUGGCACAGUGAUCGACGAGCGGGCGGUUCAUCCACUAUACACCCAAUUCUUCCUUGUCGCCCAUACCGCCAUAAAGGGAACGGCCCGAGUGCCCAGGUACACCGUGCUGAUGAACGAGCCCGACUUUUCGUUGGACAUCCUGGAAGCCAUGUCGUACGCACUCUGCCAUGAGCAUCAGAUUGUCGGACGGGCCACAGCGUUGCCCACGCCGACGGUGGUGGCCGAGGAUUACGCGAAUCGGGGACAGCAGGUCUUCAAAGCGGCGUAAGUUGGGGUUUAGGGGCAAAAAAUGUGAAAUUUUGGGAGAAAAACAUGAAAUCUUGGAAGAAAAACGUGAAAUUGGGGAGGAAGGCGUGAAAUUGGGGAGGAAAAGCGUAAAAUUAGUUAGAAAAAACGUAGAUAGUGACUUUCCAGGGGUUACAGACUUUUUUAUGGAAGAAAAAAGCGCUUUUUUGCAUGAUUUUGGUGAUUUAGGGACAAAAAACGUAGAUUUUAGGGAAGAAAAACGUAAAAAAUUUUAUGGAGAAAACGUAAAAUUUAGGGCGAAAAAACGUAAAAUUGCUAUAUAAAAAGUCGAGAAAUUAGAUUUAUAAGGAAUAACAGACCACCUCUUGUAAGAAAACCACGAUUUUUCGGAUGAUUUUGAUGGUUUAGGAACAAAAAACGUAAAUUUUAGGGAAGAAAAACGUAAAAUUUUGAAAAAAAAGCCCGAAGAAGUGAAUUUUUUGAUAUUUCUUCAUUGUCUGGGCAACUAUUGGGCAUAUGAGAGGUCAUCAACAAUUUUUGAAAGGAAAAACGGGAUUUUUUGGACGUUUUUGAAGCUUUAUGGAGAGAAAGCGUAAAUCUUAGGGAAGGAAAACGUAAAAAUUUUGAAAAAAGAGCUCGAAGAAGUGAAUUUUUUGAUAUUUCUUCAUUGUCUGGGCAACUAUUGGGCAUAUGAGAGGUCAUCAACAAUUUUUGAAAGGAAAAACGGGAUUUUUUGGACGUUUUUGAAGCUUUAUGGAGAAAAAACGUAAAUCUUAGGGAAGAAAAACGUAAAAAUUCUAGUUGCCCAUUUUUGGGACAACCAAAAAUAAAAUUUGAAUUUUUGUUGAAUAAUCCUUCGAAUUUCAGUGAGAAAGAAGCCGAGAGAGGCCAAUAUUUCUUCCCGCGAAGCCCGGAUGGUAGCUAUGAUCUGCACAAGUUGAGUGGUGACUUAUCCUAUGAACAAUGUCAAUAUCUUCGGAGCCGCAGGGUGAAUGCCUGA
This is a messenger RNA of Bursaphelenchus xylophilus (pine wood nematode), 8489 nucleotides long. The record is from the annotation of a GenBank genome assembly. NCBI's taxonomy places the organism in Eukaryota, Metazoa, Nematoda, Chromadorea, Rhabditida, Aphelenchoididae.